Molecule: messenger RNA, 879 nt
Organism: Knipowitschia caucasica
Lineage: Eukaryota; Metazoa; Chordata; Actinopteri; Gobiiformes; Gobiidae
Source: the annotation of a GenBank genome assembly
AUGGGGAGCCAGGGCAGCCCUGUGAAGAGCUACGACUACUUGCUGAAGUUCCUGCUGGUCGGGGACAGCGACGUGGGCAAAGGGGAGAUCUUGGACAGUCUGCAAGACGGCUCUGCGGAGUCUCCAUACGCAUACAGCAGCGGCAUCGACUACAAAACCACCACAAUCCUGUUGGACGGCCGCAGAGUGAAGCUGGAGCUGUGGGACACUUCGGGACAGGGACGAUUCUGCACCAUCUUCAGGUCGUACUCUCGAGGAGCUCAGGGAAUACUGCUGGUGUACGACAUCACAAACCGCUGGUCCUUUGAUGGAAUUGACCGCUGGAUUCGGGAAAUUGACGAGCAUGCCCCUGGUGUUCCUCGGAUCUUGGUGGGGAACCGGCUGCACCUGGCCUUCAAGCGGCAAGUCCCCACAGAGCAGGCACGCGCCUACGCAGAGAAGAACGGGAUGACCUUCUUCGAGGUCUCUCCUCUCUGCAACUUUAACGUCAUCGAGUCUUUCACCGAACUGUCCAGGAUCGUUCUCAUGAGACACGGCAUGGAAAAGUUCUGGAGACCCAACCGAGUCUUCAGCCUGCAGGACCUGUGCUGUCGAGCCAUCGUCUCCUGUACCCCGGUCCACCUGAUAGAUAAGCUGCCGUUGCCCGUGGCGAUAAAGUCCCACCUGAAGUCCUUCUCGAUGGCCAACGGGAUGAAUGCCGUCAAAGUCCAUCAGGCCUCCUCAGAGCCCCCCCCAGAACUGCACCAGGAGCAACUGCAAGAUCUCCUAAUGCACACUACACAGAUCGUUUUGAACCAGCCUCCUGGGACCAGCUCUGGACCCAUCCGGACCCGUCCGGACCUGCCUGGCCCUGUCGUGAGCAGACUCUGGUGGGUCUAA